Messenger RNA from Clupea harengus (Atlantic herring), 792 nucleotides. RefSeq names its product T-box transcription factor 22 (gene tbx22). Gene Ontology annotation, molecular function: RNA polymerase II cis-regulatory region sequence-specific DNA binding; DNA-binding transcription factor activity, RNA polymerase II-specific. The transcript is spliced from 7 exons. Bases 82 to 792 code for a protein of 236 amino acids. Gene Ontology annotation, cellular component: nucleus; chromatin. Gene Ontology annotation, biological process: positive regulation of DNA-templated transcription; cell fate specification; regulation of transcription by RNA polymerase II. The record is from RefSeq and is a predicted model, not a curated record. NCBI's taxonomy places the organism in Eukaryota, Metazoa, Chordata, Actinopteri, Clupeiformes, Clupeidae.
GAGAGGCGGAGGAAAGCGUCGCUGCUUUUACGGAAGCCCGUAGACAGCGAACGCGACCAGGAACCCGAGAGGGAGGUGCGCAUGGAACUUCAGGGAUCAGACUUGUGGAACCGAUUCCACGAGAUCGGCACGGAAAUGAUAAUCACUAAAGCUGGCAGGAGAAUGUUUCCAUCGGUUCGGGUAAAAGUUAGAAACUUGGAUCCGUUCAAACAGUACUACAUCGCCAUGGACAUCAUGCCUGUGGACUCCAAGAGAUACAGGUACGUGUAUCACAGCUCCCAGUGGAUGGUGGCGGGAAACACUGACCAUUCGUGCAUAGCGCCUCGGCUAUACGUUCACCCUGACUCGCCGUGUUCGGGGGAGACCUGGAUGCGUCAGGUUAUCAGCUUCGACCGUGUCAAACUCACCAACAAUGAGAUGGAUGACAAAGGCCAUAUCAUCCUGCAGUCGAUGCACAGGUACAAGCCGCGCGUCCAUGUCAUCGAGCACGAUCCCCGCUUGGACCUCUCGCAGAUGCUGUCUCUCCCGGCUGAAGGCGUGCACACUUUUUCCUUCCCCGAGACGCAGUUUACCACAGUAACAGCCUACCAGAACCAACAGAUAACCAAACUGAAGAUUGACAGAAACCCGUUUGCCAAAGGUUUCAGAGACCCAGGGAGAAACAGGGGAGUUCUGGAUGGAAUCCUGGAGUCGUAUCCCUGGAGAAACCCAAUCAGUCUUGACUUCAAGCCCUUUGCGCUGGAAUUGCAAGGUUCCCAGUCAAAUUCUGAUCCUUUGUCAAAUUCAGCAUGA